UUCUUAACAAGAUUUGAAUUCGUUUUCAUCCAUUCGCUCUUUCGUGGACAGUUGAGGAUCGAUGGCGGCACUCUUCUCUGAUUUUGAGCACGCCAGAUGUAUCAGUUAAUGGCGGGCUUUGUCAGCCCGCCUUCUGAUUGGACAAGAGACUCAUUCUCUAGAAGGCGCGUCUUGGGGUAUGUGACGUCCCCUCUUUCUACCCAUGACAUUCCCGGCUCCCCCCAUUCGGUCCAUAUCCUACUGGAAGGGUACUGCAGAGAUGUUGGGUCCGAUCGUUUUGAGGCUGAUGGCUCAGUCACCCUUGUCCGUGGCCCGCUGACUGUCCUUGUGGAUACCGGUGGCCCGUGGUCCCGUGAUAUUAUCCUGGAGGCUCUCCAGGGCCAUGGUGUGACUCCCAGUGAUGUCACCCACGUAAUCUGCACCCACGGACACUCGGAUCAUGCCGGCAACCUCAACCUCUUCCCGAAGGCUGAGAUUCUGGUGUCGUACGACCUGUGGCGGGAUGGCUCCUACGUCUAUCACAACUUCCGUGGAGGCGAACCUUACUUGCUGACCGGUGGGGAAGGGCUGAAGGUGGUGGCAACGCCAGGUCACACCGGCAGCGACAUAACCCUCCUCGUUCCUGGCACCAGUCUCGGCACGGUGGCUGUGGCCGGAGAUGUCUUUGAGCGGGAGGGAGAUGAAGACUCUUGGAGGGAACUUAGCGAAAACACAGAGGUUCAAGAGAAGAGCCGGAGGACUUUGUUGAAUUUGGCGGAUGUGAUCGUUCCCGGACACGGACCUCCGUUCAGGGUCAUUCGGGCCGGGCAGGACCCGGAACCUCAAUAAAGCCAAUUGACUCCUAC
Rana temporaria (common frog) is the source of this 845-nucleotide messenger RNA. RefSeq names its product metallo-beta-lactamase domain containing 1 (gene MBLAC1). Lineage: Eukaryota; Metazoa; Chordata; Amphibia; Anura; Ranidae. The transcript has 2 exons. Bases 97 to 828 code for a protein of 243 amino acids. The record is from RefSeq and is a predicted model, not a curated record.